AUGUCUCAAAGGAGCAUAACUUCAUUUUUUAAAAUAACCCCUAAGAAAACGGAUGGUGCUAGUGAAGAUAAUCAAAAAGACGACAAAUCAAGUGCAAACGAUUCUUUUAAUGAAAAUCCAUCUCCAGUGGUAAAUGGGAAGAGAUCAUCGAAGAGACUGAGGUCUGAGAGCAUUGAUAAUGUAUCACCCAAAGCUUCCUCCAGGUCACCAUCACCAAUCAGUUCCGAAAAGAAAAAGAAAGUAAAACGCCAACGCAUUGAUAGCUCCGAAAGUGAAUCUGAUAUUGCCAAAGAUUCUGCAGAAGAGUCAAAUCGAAUAAAAGUUGAGAAUAAGGAGCCCAAAACCUAUGACUCCCCUAAAAGUAAGAAGAACAAAGUAAAAACUAAAAAAUCAGGUAGCAGUGACGUUAAAAGUCGCAAAAAAAGUAAAUCGAAAAAUCCAGAAGAAAAGCUGAAAAUUAAAACUGUAAAAGAAUCUCCUGAAAAUACUGACGCAAAGACCAAAUCUGAGGUCAAAGAAAAAGUAAAGGAUAGUAAAAACAAUAUGAGUGCUUUUGUAAAAAAAGAAAAUGGCGCUCAAAAGGAAUCUAGUCCAAAAGGUGAAAAAAGUAAGGAUGCGGAAAAUUCUGAAGUUAAAAAUCAGGAGGAAUUAGUUGCUGAAAUUGACUAUAAUCCAGGGAAAGCUAAAUACCACCCUGUCAGAGAUGCAUGCUGGUCAAAAGGUCAAAAAGUGCCGUAUUUGGCUCUAGCGAAGACCUUGGAGAUCAUAGAAGCAACGUCGGCACGAUUGAAGAUGGUUGAAAUAUUGAGCAAUUAUUUCCGCUCAGUGAUAGCACUAACUCCAGAAGAUCUGCUGCCUAGCAUCUAUUUAUGCUUGAAUCAGUUGGCACCUGCAUAUGUUGGCUUAGAAUUAGGCAUCGCGGAGACGUACCUGAUGAAGGCGGUGGGGCAGUGCACGGGGCGCAGCGUGGCGCAGGUGCGUGCCGCGGCGCAGCGCUGCGGGGAGCUGGCGCUGGCUGCGCAGCAGGCGCGCACCACGCAGCGCACCAUGUGCGCCGCGCCCGCCCUCGCCGUGCGCGCCGUGCACGCCGCGCUCAAGGACGUGGCCGCCAUGACCGGUCACGCGUCAGUCAACAAGAAAAUUGGCAAAAUCCAAUCCUUGUAUGUGGCAUGUAGACAUUCAGAAUCGAAGUUUUUAAUAAGAUCGCUGGAAGGAAAACUGCGUGUGGGCUUAGCAGAGCAAUCCUUGCUACAAGCGCUUGCCCUGGCGGUAACCUCUACCCCACCUGCAGGGCCCGGGGCCGGCUGUCUAGAUGUUGCUAAAGAGAUGCCUGCUGAUGAGUUUAAGUCGCUGGUGGAGGAGCACGCGGCGCUGAUCAAGACGACGUACUGCGAGUGCCCCAACUACGACCUGCUGCUGCCCGUGCUGCUGCAGCACGGAGUCCACGCGUUGCCGCAGCAUUGCCGCCUCACCCCCGGGAUACCCCUCAAGCCCAUGCUGGCACACCCCACCAAGGGCGUCCACGAGAUAUUCACACGGUUCGAAGGCGAGAGGUUUACCUGCGAGUGGAAGUAUGACGGCGAGCGAGCGCAGAUACACGUGCCAGGAGACGAAGCACCGAGAUACGGUGAUGCACGCAUCUUCAGUCGCAACCAGGAGAACAACACUAGCAAGUAUCCAGAUGUGUUGAGCAGACUGCCAGCCUUGCUGAAGGACUCUGUGAAGAAUUGUGUGCUGGACUGCGAGUCCGUAGCCUACGACACCGUCAACAAGAAGAUACUGCCUUUCCAGAUUCUGUCGACGCGCAAGCGCAAGGACGCGGACGAGGCGCAGAUCAAGGUGCAGGUGUGCGUGUUCGUGUUCGAUCUGCUGCUGCUCAACGGCCGCCCGCUCGUGCGCCAGCCGCUCGCCGAGCGUCGCAGCUUGCUGCGCGAACACUUUAACGAGUGCCCUGGAGAGUGGCAGUUCGCGGAAUCACGCGACUGCAGCACCAUGGAGGAGGUGCAGCAGUUCCUGGAGGAAUCCAUCAAGGGCUCGUGCGAGGGGCUCAUGGUCAAGAUGUUGCAUGGAGAAAACUCCAAGUACGACAUCGCCCGACGAUCGCGUAAUUGGCUUAAGCUGAAGAAGGACUACCUGGAGGGAGUGGGGGACAGCAUCGACGCGGUGGUGAUUGGAGCGUACCACGGACGCGGGCGCAGAGCCGGGCGCUACGGCGGCUUCCUGCUGGCCUGCUACGAUGCGGAGGCUGAGCAGUACCAGUCGCUGUGCAAGCUGGGCACCGGCUUCUCCGACCAGGACCUGGAGAACCUCGCCACCACGCUCGAUAAACACCUCAUCGACGGGCCCAGGAACUACUACAGCUAUGAUGCAUCGCACGCAGCGGACGCGUGGUUCAGCGCCGCGUGCGUGUGGGAGCUGCGGUGUGCCGACCUGUCGCUGUCGCCCGCGCACCGCGCCGGCAUUGGGCUCGUCGACCCUGAGAAGGGCAUCUCGCUGCGCUUCCCCAGGUUCAUUCGCGUCCGCGAGGACAAGACACCCGAGGAAGCGACGUCUGCGCAGCAGAUCGCUCGCAUGUACCUGUCACAGGAUCAGGUCAAGAACCAGGCCGCCAAACCAGUCAACGACGACGACUUCUACUGA
This is a messenger RNA of Parnassius apollo (apollo), 2640 nucleotides long. The record is from the annotation of a GenBank genome assembly. Lineage: Eukaryota; Metazoa; Arthropoda; Insecta; Lepidoptera; Papilionidae.